AGCCUUACCACCCAAAGACCACUGGAUUCUUACACUUGUCGGAGCAUCGAAGGGUUGGCCCUUGCCUCGUGCCAUGGCGGAGCCUGAAGCCGUGGCGAAUGGAGGAGCUUCAGGCUCGCAGAAAGGAGAAGCAGCGCCACAAUCAGUCAGGGUGAAUGUCAAGAAUUUGACUUCGAGUUGCAGUGACGAGGACCUGCGAGGCCUCUUCGAGAGCUUUGGGACUAUCACUGAGGUGCAGGUGAAGACUAACCCUGAUGGCACCUGCAAAGGGGUCGGCUUUGUGUGUUUCGCGACACAGGCCGAAGCAGAGAAGGCGGCCUCAGAGAUGAAUGCCAAAGUGCUAGAGGAGAGGGCCCUCAGCGUCCGGAUCGUGGAACGGCGUGACGGAAAGGGUGAAGGCAAAGGAAAAGGAAAAGGCAAGAACAAGGCACAUACGUUUCAGAGCCCAUACUGGUAUGGCCAAGCAGACCCUAUGGCCGGCAUGGGGUACCCAGCGGGCUUCUACGAGUACAGCAUGACGAAUCCGUACGGAUAUGAUCUCGGAGCUGUGUAUAACGCAAUGUAUGGAUCUCCCAACAUGUUCAACGGAUUUUCUAUGGCUAUGUCUAUGAUGCCGCAAGCUGAGGCUCACAAAGGGCAUGGCCAAGUGGAUCCCAAUGCCAUUGCAGCGCUGCAGCAAGCUCAAUUGUUUGCCCUCCAGUCCCAGGUGGCAGCUGCGUCAAAGGAAGAGGCAAAGGGAAAGGCAAAAGGCAAGAGCAAAGCCAAGGGUAAAGGCAAGACGCAGGAGAAGCCAACAACUGUAGUUGUUGCUGAAGCUCCGCCUCCAGACAAGGAGUUUGUUGGUUCAUUGAAGUCGCUCAGCGGCAAGAAUGGAUAUGGCUUCAUCGCAUGUGCGGAGAUCCAGGAGAAGUUCCAUCGAGAUGUUUGGGUUGAUACUGCUUUGUUACCUGAAGGGGUAGAGGUAGAAGAUCGACCGCAGCUGAAAUUCAACGUGACUUUGAGUCCCAAGGGCCACCCACAGGCCAAGAAUGUCAGAGUAGCCUGAGAAGGAGUGAGCUGCAUGAAAUAGCCGGUGGUGUUCUCCGUGCCGUCCUUAGGAGAAACAGGACUGUCGUUUGCCGUUUCGAAAGGCAGUAGCUUGGCUCAGCUUCCGGCAACAAAUAGGUUGUUUGCACGUGCCAAAAUGUGGCAACAUGUUUGGCUCCAUGCGUUUCUGGGCAGUUUUUGACAGCCAGAGACACCCGUCUGCGCCGUCUCAAGACAGGCAGUUUGUACAGAUUAAGCAUGCAACCGUUUGGUUGCCCUGGUUGAUGGGGGAAGCAGUCGUCAUACAUGUUUCAUGGGUGCUGAUGUGACGAACAGGAGGCCAAGUCAGGCGCAAUGUCCGUUGGAUGAUGACGAUUUGGAAGCUUCAAAGAAAACAUGGCGUUGGAAGCCCCAAUCGAAAGGCAAGAAAGGGAUCCAAGCAAUCACUGCGCCUUUUGCGGGAACCAGCUUCGCGCGGAGACGCAAAAGGAUUCGAGAGAAGUGAACCUUGCUUUUGUGUGUGUGGUUCCUGGCUAUAGCUGGCUCUAUGCGCAAUGCAACGUACAACCCGAAGAUGUAUCAUUCUGGGCGGGUAAAGAAGCUGCGCGUGGACGAAGUGCAAAGUCCACAACAGUGUUUUGAAUGUGCAGGAGAACAGGCCUGUGAGAUGUACAUCCGUUUGGAUUCUAAUGAAUCUUUCGUGUGCAGUGUGUGUCCCUGUUGACCACACAGAAACCAGAGGCAUCCGCG
Messenger RNA from Durusdinium trenchii, 1776 nucleotides. Lineage: Eukaryota; Dinophyceae; Suessiales; Symbiodiniaceae. The record is from the annotation of a GenBank genome assembly.